CCUCAACUUUUCGAUAUGGAAUAGUUUUGCUUUCGAUUCAUUUAUCAUUGGAUUUUCGAUAAUCUCUUCAUAGCUGUAUAUUGAGUUGAUGAUGCGGACGACCGAUAAAAGAUUUUAUUUGAAAGUCAUGACUGUUUCAUCACGUGCCGUAAUUGUACACAUAUUAUGUUAUCUCUGUUACCACAUUGCGUAAAAAAAAAGUUUGCAUCUUCAAAUAGGAAAGGAUGAAAAGUACUCGGAAAAUAGUACAGAUACAAAAUGAUAAAGCCCGUUGCAUGAAUUUUUAAAUCCACGUAUGUUUGCCUCGGCGCAGUUGGUUUGAAUUUAAUUCCGGUAGAUAUGGCCGCCCAUUGAACGUACGUUACAGUCGGGUGGUGGAGAGUAGAGCGAUAUUAUUUUAUGCUCUUGUGAGCAAAUUAUGGCAUUGCUCCUUAUCAGAGCCAAAGGAUUGAGCCAAGGAAUUUCUCAGUUGCGUUUCUUCGCACAUCAAGCAACCAUGAAGAUAAAGUGGACAAUCCACCAACCUCAAAUAAUACAUUCGUCAAAUGCAUAGUCAUGACCGUGGCACAUCAAUCUUGCUGAUCGCACAUACAUGAGAAGGGAUUAGUGCUUGGAGUAUACGAGGCGGAAAGCCAGGAUGGUGUAACAUUGACCCCUACUGCUGUCAAAUACAACGAGCUUGUCAAUGGAAAGUUACUAGAAAGCAUUUCUCUGGAGGGGUAGGCUGUGUUGGCGGGUAUACAAAAAUAAGCAACUCCGAUUCGUUAUCCGAUCCAGAAUUUAAGAUAUUUCGAUACCUGAUUGGCACUUCAUGAUAUCUUGGAUUUCCCUCCAAUAUUUUAUAAUACGUCGUUCUCCGAAGUAUUGUAACAUCACUUGAGUACACUGCAAGAAAUUUCGAACAGCGUAUGUUCAGCAGAAUUUCCCUCUGAACAUAUUAUUAGCUGCCUGAUUCUAAAAAAUAGAACAAUGUCUGCCAGCGAGAGUGGUGGGCUUGAAAGCGGAAUUGUAAAUCUAGGUUCUGUCACUGAGGGCUCAACAAUGUCUAACAAUCAAAGUGAACGGACGGUUAAACGUUUAUUACAGUCCCCAAACGUCCUUCAUGGGAUUGUUGGUACCCUGGAAGAUAAGAAUAACGAUUACCUAUGCCCAAUAUGUUUUGAGGUAAUAAAUGAAGCACAUAUCACCCGAUGUGGCCAUACAUUUUGUUAUCGAUGCAUUGCAAAUUCACUUGAAGCCAGUGGGCGCUGCCCAAAAUGUAGUUUCACUUUGGGCCAACAGGACAUAUUUCCAAAUUUUUUGUUGAAUGAGUUAGUUUCUAAAUACAGAACACGAAUGAAAGGCUAUACUGAUCUAGGAAUUGGUCGUACCGGCCAUAGAAGUGGAGGAAUUAGUGGACCAGACAUAGAUAUGAUGGCUCCUCUUAGCGAUGGACUGAGAGAUUUUGUUGCAGCAGAGAGUGCCAACUUGACUUUGCCUGAUGUAAAUGUAAUGCUUGAAGUACUUACACAGAGAAAGCACUUGCUUGAGGCAGAAUCGUGUGCAACACAAAAUAAACUGCUGCACGAAUUCCUGAAACAUUUACUUCAGCAAAAAGAGGAACAGCGAAAUCAAUUGGUUAGAGAGGUUGCAUUGAUUAAAAGUGAUAUGGAAGAAGUAGAAAAUAUUUUGAAAGAAGUUCAAAGUAAAUGUCCUCGUGUAGAGGAUUUGAGAAAAUCUAGCGAAACUGAUACAGCCCAAGUAUCCGCCAUCAAAAAAGAGAUGAUUGAAUUGAUCGAUAUCAUAGAUUCUAGCAUGGUCAAAACUGGCGAGCUGAAUCCACCUACGUUGACUAGCAAUGAUAAAGUUGUCAGUGGGGUUGCGCAGAAACAAAAUGAUUCGCAUACUACCUCUGCAUUGGCACUUCGCCGCAAAAGGAUGCACGCACAUUUUGAUGAUUUUGUUCAAUGUUACUUUGAAUCUCGGGCUAAAGAACUACUUUUUGGGCAAUCACAAAAAGCACUACAACAAACAGAAAUGAGCCCUGGCACUAGCUCAGGACUAGAUAUAUUCAGAGAGAAUCUAGUCAAAUUUUCGAGGUAUAAUUCUCUACGGCCACUAGCUACGUUAAAUUAUUCGUCAGACAUAUUCAAUAAUUCUACUAUUGUGUCAAGUAUCGAGUUUGACAAGGACAAUGAAUUUUUUGCAAUUGCUGGGGUAACAAAACGUAUCAAGGUAUUUGAUUAUGGAGCAGUGUUACGCGAUUCUGUCGAUAUUCACUAUCCAUGUGUUGAAAUGGUUUGCAGUUCCAAAAUAUCGUGCGUCUCAUGGAAUUCUUAUCACAAAGGAAUGUUAGCUUCUUCCGAUUAUGAGGGUACAGUGACAGUAUGGGAUGCUUUAACAGGUCAACGUACAAAAGCUUUCCAAGAACAUGAGAAACGGUGCUGGUCCGUUGAUUUUAACGACGUUGACACCAGACUCAUAGCUUCAGGUUCAGAUGAUGCAAAAGUUAAAUUAUGGUCUCUCAAUAUCGACCACUCUGUUGCUUCCCUCGAAGCUAAGGCCAACGUUUGCUGUGUCAAAUUUAAUCCCAAAAGUUCUUGUCAUCUAGCAUUUGGAUCAGCAGAUCACUGUGUACAUUAUUACGAUUUACGGAACAUGAAGGAAGCAUUGUGUGUAUUCAAGGGCCAUCGCAAAGCUGUAUCUUACGUGAAGUUCAUCAAUAAAGAAGAAAUUGUUUCAGCAAGUACGGAUUCACAGUUGAAAAUGUGGAACAUUAACAACCCUCACUGUCUCCGAUCUUUCGUGGGACACGUGAAUGAGAAAAAUUUUGUCGGAUUGGCAACUGAUGGUGAUUAUGUUGCUUGUGGAUCCGAAAAUAAUGCAUUGUACGUUUAUUACAAGGGAUUAUCGAAACAACUAUUUUCAAACAAGUUCGAUGCGGUCAGAAGUGUCUUGGAGCUGCAAGAAAAGAAAGAGGAAGACCUGAAUGAAUUUGUCUCAGCUGUGUGUUGGAGACAAAUGUCUAAUGUAGUAGUAGCAGCAAAUUCUCAGGGCAUUAUUAAAAUCUUGGAGCUUGUUUGAGACAAAAAAAA
Molecule: messenger RNA, 3074 nt
Organism: Athalia rosae (coleseed sawfly)
Lineage: Eukaryota; Metazoa; Arthropoda; Insecta; Hymenoptera; Athaliidae
Product: E3 ubiquitin-protein ligase COP1-like
Exons: 4
Coding region: 970-3063 (697 amino acids)
Biological process (GO): proteasome-mediated ubiquitin-dependent protein catabolic process
Cellular component (GO): cytoplasm
Molecular function (GO): protein binding; manganese ion binding; metalloaminopeptidase activity
Source: RefSeq, a predicted model, not a curated record